CCUAAUUCCCAGCAGCAAAGAAGAACCUGCAACCUUAGAAGAGAAAAGGGAAAUAGAGAAACGAGAGCUUGCUUUCGGUGAAUAAAUGGAGAGAGAUAUAGUGGCUGAUGCCGUGGUGGUGAUAAUGAUAGAGAAGCUGAGGAAGCUCAAGUCGGCCGAGGCAGGGUGCCCCGCGCUGAAGAGUCAAGUCGACAAAGGGAUCCCAAAGCUCAAACGGGUCUAUGAGUUCUUGAAGGACGAGGGCAAGAAGGAAAGCCAUACCGAGUGGACGGACCGCCUCCAGCGGGUCCUCUACCAGGCUGAGGACGACAUCGACAUUUUCUUCCGCCGGAUAGUCGAGUUGGAGCAGAGGACUAUCACACUUGUUCCCGACGUGCUCGAGACACUGUGUUGGAAGGGCGUCCUCUUCCAGAAGAUGAGGCUCUUCCUCAGCAACGUGACUCGGGUACUUAAGGACCAACACCUGUACUCAAAAGGGGCCGGCCCAGAUUCGAGCUCGUCCAUCGCCAACAAAGUGCGCCCCCAGUACUACGAUCGGUGGAGGAGAGUCAAUGCCGACCAAGAAGACACAGCUGAGAACACUAGCAUAUUCCGUGGUGCUCUCGACAGGGUCAUCAAUGAUCGACUCAUUACUGGCGAUGACUCGCUCGAUUGCAUUGCGGUCAUUGGUGAAAAAGGGUCAGGCAAGACGUACCUCGCCUGGAGGAUUUACAACCGACCAGAAAUCAAGAAGCAUUUCCCAUGCCGAGCCUGGGUACACGUCUCGGUUGAUCAUGCACUCAAAGAUAUAAGGUACGCGAUCCUGAAGCAGAUCUCAAAACAGGUGUUGAAGAACAGCGAGCACAUGGAGGACCAGGAGGUGACGCAAGCUCUCCAGAAGGAACUUUAUGACCAGAGGUACCUCAUAGUGUUGGAUGAUUACGACGACCCUGAUUCCUUAUAUGAGUUGCUGAUGUCCCUUCCCGAGUCCAACAAAGGUCGCGUCCUGGUCACGACCCGAAGCCAGUACAUGGCACUUGCAGUUGAUUACCGGCGGAUCGAACUAGAAAAUUUGGGGGAGGAGGACACUGUGAAGCUCUUUAAGGAGAAAGUGCGUAGCUCGGAAAUCAACUUGCAGGAUAAGGACAUCAAGAAGAAGAUCUUCCCAGCGAGUGGGGGCUUGCCCCUCAAGAUCGUUCUGCUAGGCGGGCUAUUGAUGAACCUUAGUCGUGAGACUAAGAAUUGGCAUGACGUGAUCGAGAGAGAACAGAGUCUCACCGACAUACUCACUUUGAGUUACAAUUACUUGCGGCCGGAAGAAAAGCCGUGUUUUCUUUACUUGACACUCUUCCCUAAAGCUACGCCAAUCCCGGUACGAAGGAUAAUACGGUUAUGGCUUGGCGAGGAGUUGCUGAUGGGUCAGUGCGAUGACGGGCUCCCCGUGAAUCCCGAAGACCGGGGGGAGAAGUAUCUGGAGGACCUGAUACAGAGCAACAUGGUCGAAGUGGUGAGUUGGAAGCCCAACGGGACCCCAAGGACGUGCCAAGUGGUGACACCUCUCUAUGAUACGUUCCGUCGCCAAGCGGUUGACCUUGCCCUCCUCCACAUCCACGACCAAAAGCCAAAAGAUUCUGGGCCAACUCAGGCGGAAUUGGACAGGUUCAAAAGGCGGCAGUCCAGCGUCCGUUGGCUAGCGGAAAACUCCAACAUUACGAGCUUCAGCUCGUCGGACCCUUACAUCAUCCAGCGAAUGCGUUCCUUCAAUUCCUUUUACACCCGGAAGGGAAUCCUCACCAGAGACCUAGGUAAGUUCCUCCGAGCCGUGACUUCGCAGAACAGUCACCGGCUCCUAAGGGUACUCGACCUGGAAGGUGUUUACAAGCCAUACUUGCCCCAAGCCAUCGGGAGGUUAGUCCUCUUGAAGUACCUUGGAUUGAGGUCUACGGUCCUGGAUUCACUCCCUGACUCCGUCGGCGAUCUCCCACAACUGGAGACCUUGGACAUUAAGAACACCAAUAUAGUCCAUCCGGUUUCCAUUUGGAAGUCUAAGAGCCUCAAACACCUCUACUUGAACGGGUUUCCCGUUGAUCCAUUGAUCCUCAAACGUUACAUUGGCUCAGGGUUCUUACCAAACCUUCGAACCUUGAGCGGGCUAUAUGUGAGCAGCAUUGAUGACAACUUAGUGAAUGUCCUGAUUACGUCCUUGACAAACCUCACCAAGCUCGGGAUCAAAUCCCAGUGGAGCGGCAACCGUGGGAACAAUAUAGCCGGGUGGGUGUCCAGGCUGACCAAUCUUCAGUCUCUGAAGCUGGUCAUGAUUGAAAAGGACAAGGAGUCGAAUACCAAAACAGACAAAGAAAAGGAUAAGGAGUCGCCCCCGCCUAGCCUUCCCUCCUUGCCCGAGCUUCGCAAUCUCUUCGACCUGUACCUGCUCGGGAGAUUCCAAAAAGCGGAAGCAAACCAGCUGCCUUCAUGCCUCAAGUUCCUCACGCUGUCCAAGUCUGAGUUUUUGGACGACCCGAUGCACAACGUCGGGCAGUUACUGCAACUGAGAACCUUGAGGCUCUUAUCCGAUUCAUAUGUAGGUAAGGAAAUGAGUUGCUCGGACGGUGCAUUCCCCAGCCUCCGGGUUUUGAAGCUCUGGAAACUCACCAAACUGACGAAGUUGACUUUGAAGAAAGGCUGCAUGCCUAAACUUAAAGAGCUCGAAAUUCGAAAAUGUCCAAAUCUUCCAUUCGAUGAGAUCCACGGUCUGGAGCAUCUCGAGUCGCUGGAGGAACUUAUUCUCACAAAUAUGCCCGAGGGGUUUGUCAGGAGUUCUGAGAAAAUACCGAAGGCUUGCCAAGUCAUCGAAGUCCAGCCAGAAGAACAUCAUGACAAAGGUAAGGAUGCUUUGGUCUCAACCGAGCGCCCAAUGGUCGAGGAGGAUGGGGAAGACGAGGAGCCAUCCUCUAUAAGUGCCCGUGCAGAUCUUAGUGGAGUCCAUCCCUCUGCUCCCUUUACUGAGUGAUAGGCAAAGCCCGAUUUACGUUUGUUAAUAAGCCCCAAUGGAUUUGUGCCAAGUCAUCCAUUUUAUUUUAUGUUUCCCUGCCGGUUUCGGUUUCAUGAUUGAAGAAUCGGAUUGUAAUGCAGAGGCUUGAGAUGCAAUUUAUCAGUUAUCGAAUUCGUUUGCAGUUUCCUCAGAAGGCUUCUUUCUGAAAGCUUAUACCAACCACUCCCUAUUUGCUAAUGGGUUCAAGUAGAAUUUAGAAAGCUGAAACACUUUAAAGGAUCAAAUUUCAAUUGCCUCAAGUCUCCGAUCUCCAGUAAAUUUACAAAGCCUUUCUUUUGUACAAAUGUUACCAACCACAUCAAUAAUCACAGGCCGAAGAACACUCUGCCUGUUAAUAGGAUAGCCAAGAAACGUGACUUACACAUCUAACUUACAACAGAGACAACUCAGAAGACAAGCACCUGAGUCUUUCUAAACCUGUAUUUAACCUGUACUGAUCGCCGAGGCAUGAAGAACCGAUAUUGUAUUGGCAAACAUAAAGGAGAUAGACUUGGGCCGCCGACCUCACAGUAGAGAUAACACUCUCUUUUUGAAGACAUUUGAUCUCCUGCCGGAUCCCCGAGGCGCAAAGUUCAGGCCGGACAUUUCCUUCGGGGCAUCCUCUGCAGGGACGAGCCCCACAAGCAUCGCCACAAUGGAGGCACUUUCAGAUAUGUGGUCGAUGUCAUCUGUGCGGGUCCAAAGGCGGCAGGCCAACUGCAAGCUCCUGUUCUUCGAGUCCAAGCCAAUACCCCACGUGAGGAACAGUCUCUCCCCGUCUAUUGUAGAGACCUUCUUCU
Molecule: messenger RNA, 3810 nt
Organism: Punica granatum (pomegranate)
Lineage: Eukaryota; Viridiplantae; Streptophyta; Magnoliopsida; Myrtales; Lythraceae
Source: RefSeq, a predicted model, not a curated record